Megalops cyprinoides (Indo-Pacific tarpon) is the source of this 644-nucleotide messenger RNA. RefSeq lists its product as uncharacterized. Gene Ontology annotation, biological process: dihydrofolate metabolic process; glycine biosynthetic process; folic acid metabolic process. Gene Ontology annotation, molecular function: dihydrofolate reductase activity; NADP binding. The record is from RefSeq and is a predicted model, not a curated record. The coding region runs from base 7 to 606 and encodes 199 amino acids. Gene Ontology annotation, cellular component: mitochondrion. The transcript has 6 exons. Lineage: Eukaryota; Metazoa; Chordata; Actinopteri; Elopiformes; Megalopidae.
CGCAGCAUGUUUACCUACCAGGAUAAAGUUCUGUCCAAGCCGAUAAGACUCAUCGCCGCAGCGUGUAGGAACAUGGGCAUUGGGAAAGACGGACAACUACCGUGGAGUCUACCGACAGAAUUUCAAUUCUUCUUGGAUACCAUCACUGCUGUUUCCAGACCAGGCAGGAAGAACCUGCUCAUCUGGGGGAGAACUUCCUGGUUCUCCACCCCUGAGAGCCUGCACCCAAUCGCCAACAGCAUCCAUGCCGUCCUCAGCCACACCCUGAGCGCUGUGCCUGAGCACGCCCACUAUAUCUGCCACGACUUCGACAGCGCGGUCCGAUUGGCUUCCACUGGACCGAUCAGUGAGCUGGUGGAGACCAUCUGGAUCAUUGGGGGGGCGGAGGUGUACAGGGAGGCCCUGGAGCACCCCUGGUGUGACCUGAUCUACCUCACGGACGUCAUGGCCGAGAUAGACUGUGACACCUUCUUCCCCUGGUUUGAUCGGAGCAUUUACAAACUGCAGGAUGAGUUUCCCGGCGUCCCCAGCAGGAUCCAGGAGGAAAACGGCAUCAGGUUUAAAUUUCAGGUGUUCAAGAGGGACGUCCAACAGACGCUGCUGUGAGCUGCAAGCAUGGGACCGAGGGCAGGAGUCCUCUUAAG